AUGACACAAACUCGGGGACAUGGCGGUCACGGCCACCAUCACCACCACCACCAUCAUGACAACACCUACUUGACCUCGACGAACAAACGCGAUGCUGGCGUUCGAAUUACCCGAAUUGGCCUGGUCGCCAACUUGUGCAUGGCCAUUGGAAAGUUCAUUGGCGGCUACGUCUUCCACUCUCAAUCCCUGAUUGCCGAUGCAUACCACGCGCUCACCGAUCUCGUGUCCGACUUUUUGACUCUAGGAACUGUCGCGUGGUCCCUGAAGCCCCCAAGUGAACGAUUCCCCAAUGGCUACGGAAAGGUCGAGAGCAUUGGUGCUCUGGGAGUGAGCGGGCUUCUGCUCUGCGGUGGAGUGUUUAUGGGUCUCAAUGCGGGACAGAUCCUGCUGGCGCAAUUCUACCCAGACGUGGCUGAAACAGUAGCUCACUCUGGGAUUCUGGGACAUGGUCACUCGCAUAGUCACGGGCCCAUUGGUCCCAGCAUCCAAGCCGCGUGGAUCGCUGCUGGGUCGAUUGUUGUUAAGGAGUGGCUUUACCGUGCUACUAUGAAGGUUGCCGAAGAGCGCAAGUCCUCGGUCCUUGCAUCCAACGCCAUUCACCACCGGAUCGAUUCCCUCACGAGUAUUGUCGCCCUGUUUACAAUUGGAGGAAGCUAUGUCUUCCAAGACGCCACCUGGCUGGAUCCGGUUGGUGGACUUCUGAUCUCUUUGAUGGUUAUCAAAGCUGGUUGGGGUAACACAUGUACCUCUCUUUUGGAGUUGGCGGAUACCGCUGUCGAUGAGGAUGUGCGAAUCUCGGUGGAGGACGCUACCAUAAAAGCAUUGUCCGAGCUCGAGGGCGGAAGUGAUAUCAAGGUCCGCGACGUGCAAGGCAUGAAGUCUGGCCAAAACUACCUGAUGGAUAUUGAGCUAGCUGUUCCCGGCGCCUGGCCUAUCAGCCGGUCUCAAACGAUCGAACAGAAUGUCCGUCACACUGUUGGAACUGGAGUUCGCGGUGUGAAGCGGAUCAAGGUCCGCUUCAUUCCUGUGGAACAGCAGGAGCUCACUUUCUCUGAUGAGUUUGUUGCACAAGAUUCUAGUGCCGACCCGGAGCCUCAGAGUCACUCUAAGCACCAAUAG
Molecule: messenger RNA, 1119 nt
Organism: Penicillium arizonense
Lineage: Eukaryota; Fungi; Ascomycota; Eurotiomycetes; Eurotiales; Aspergillaceae
Product: cation diffusion facilitator family transporter
Exons: 2
Coding region: 1-1119 (372 amino acids)
Biological process (GO): monoatomic cation transport; transmembrane transport
Cellular component (GO): membrane
Molecular function (GO): monoatomic cation transmembrane transporter activity
Source: RefSeq, a predicted model, not a curated record